This is a messenger RNA of Verticillium dahliae VdLs.17, 1575 nucleotides long. Its product is annotated as alpha-glucosides permease MPH2/3. The transcript is spliced from 3 exons. Gene Ontology annotation, cellular component: membrane. The record is from RefSeq and is a predicted model, not a curated record. The coding region runs from base 1 to 1575 and encodes 524 amino acids. Lineage: Eukaryota; Fungi; Ascomycota; Sordariomycetes; Glomerellales; Plectosphaerellaceae. Gene Ontology annotation, biological process: transmembrane transport; carbohydrate transport. Gene Ontology annotation, molecular function: carbohydrate:proton symporter activity.
AUGAGUGAUCCCGGCGACACCAAGUCGCCUGUGGGCGACAAGCCGCAGGAGAUCGAGACGGGUAUUGCCCACAAUGACUACGAUGAGAAGGUCUCCCGUGACAAGUACAAGUCCGACGCCGUCGAGGGCGAAGAGGCGGAAUACAAGAUGGGUGUCGUCGAGGCUAUCAUGGAGUCCUACUGUGUCUUCCUCAUGGGCAGCUUCAUCGCCCUGCCCUCCUUCCAGAAGGAAUUCGGCGUCUACAUCAACACCAGCGACGACGGCACCGAGAACUGGGAAAUCAGGAGCGCCUGGGCCUCGGCCCUCCAGGCUUCUGGUCCCAUCGGCGCCCUGAUCGGCGUCACCCUCGCUGGCCCUCUCACCAGCCGCAUCGGCUACCGCUGGGCCACCAUUGUCGGUCUCAUGCUCCUCAACGCCUUCAUCUUCGUCUUCUACUUCGCCAACUCGCUGCCCAUCAUGCUGCUGUCCCAGCUGCUCGAGGGAAUCCCCUGGGGCAUCUUCAUCGCCAACUCGCCCGCCUACUGCUCCGAGAUUGUGCCCAUGCGCCUGCGUGCCCCCUGCACGCAGAUGCUUCAGAUGUUCUGGGCCAUCGGCGCCAUCAUCGUCGGCGGCACCACCUACGCCUACGCCGAGGAGUCCCGCGCCAUCUCCUACCGCAUCCCCAUUGCCCUGCAGUGGAUGUUCCCGACGCCCCUCGCCGUCCUCAUGUUCCUCGCCCCCGAGUCGCCCUGGUGGCUCGUCCGCAAGGGCCGCCUCGAGCAGGCCGCCAACGCCGUCUCCCGCCUCGGCCGCAAGUCCGUCGUCACCAACUACCACGACACGGUCGCCAUGAUGCGCCGCACGAUCGACCUCGAGAAGACGGACAAGGAGCCCAGCUACCUCGAGCUCUUCAAGGGCGUUGACGCCUACCGCACCGCUAUUGUCUGCUGCGUCUACGCCGCCCAGAACCUGACGGGCAACCUCAUCGCCAACCAGGCCGUCUUCUUCUUCCGCCAGGCCGGCAUCGGCAACGAGACGGCCUUCGCCCUCGGCCUCAUCACCUCGGCCCUCCAGACCAUCUUCGUCAUGCUCUCCUGGAUCCUGACGACCUACCUCGGCCGCCGCACCAUCUACGUCUGGGGCUCCCUCAUCAACACGGGCUUCCUCGUCGCUCUCGGCAUCGCCGCCUCCUUUGGCCAGAGCACCUCCUCCUCCCUCGCCCAGGCAUCGCUCGGCCUCAUCAUCUCUGUCCUCUUCACCCUCGGCCCCGCUCCGGCCUCCUGGGUCAUCAUUGGAGAGACCUCGGCCAUUCGCCUGCGCCCCCUGACCACCGGUAUCGGUCGCGGCUGCUACUACCUCGUCAACAUUCCCUGCAUCUUCCUCGGCAACUGGAUGCUGAGCUCCACCGGCGCUCACCUCGGCGGCAAGUGCGGCUACGUCUGGGCCGGCACGGGCUUCGCCUGCUUCGCCCUCGCCUUCUUCUUCCUCCCCGAGAUGAAGGACCGCUCGUACCGCGAGAUCGACAUCCUCUUCAAGCGCAAGGUGCCUGCGCGCAAGUGGACGAAGACACCCAUCGACAUCAACGACGACGAGUAG